AUGUCUCGCCAUCUCACAACACACCAGACAAUCGGCAUUCACCCCGACCUGGCGUUCAUCACAGCCGAAAGCAUGGCUUCAUCCAACGGCUCUCCUGCCUCCCCUCGAGACCGCAUCUGCUGCUACGACCUCACAGGGGCGCCCUUCUCAAGCCUGCACCCCGUCAGGCAGUACACGGAGCACGAGGACCUCAUCACGUGUCUCACAGUCUUCCCCCCCAACCCCAACCUCUUCCUCUCUGCGUCUCGGGACACCACCAUUCGCCUCUGGGACCGCCGCGCUUCCAAUGCUGUUGCUCUCCUUGGCUCCCCUUCCCCCUCGGGUCGGCCCCAGGCCCAUGCGGGUAUGGUAACCGCAUUGGACGCAUGCCCAGCAUCUGUUACAGUGGCAUCAGGAGGCAUGGAUGGUUACCUAAAGCUCUGGGACCUGCGCUCCCUGCACUCCCUCGGGAACUCCCCGCCUCUCGGUUCGCUGAACCUGGACGAAUCCCCCAUUCUCAAGCUGGCCAGUAGCAUGCUGCCAGGUGUCGUCGCCGUGAGCACUGUGCGGGGAUUGUACUUGGCUGAUUUGAGCGGCAGUGUGGGCCCGAGUGGUGGAGGCAGCGCCAGGCUGGCAGGGGGGUUUCAGGAUGGGCGGCAGCCCGGGCGGUAUCAUGAUAUCAAGUGGGCGCAUGGGCGGCGGCUGCUGUUUGCUGGUGGGGAUGGAAUGCGGGUGGAUGUGUAUGGGCUGCAAUGA
Messenger RNA from Closterium sp. Yama58-4, 735 nucleotides. The record is from the annotation of a GenBank genome assembly. Lineage: Eukaryota; Viridiplantae; Streptophyta; Zygnematophyceae; Desmidiales; Closteriaceae.